AUGGUGGGCCAUUUGCCGCCUCACAGAACAAGCAGUCAAAAAGUGACCGGCAAGUUGCAUCAGAAGAAUCCAAAAGACUUGGCUGAAAACACGGCCGCUUUGGCUGGUUUAACCGAGCUGGACAAUCCCCGUCCGUUGGUCAAACCAGUCUUUCAUCCAUCAACAGCCACAAUUGAUUGGGCUAAAAUUAACAAAUACAUUGGCCAGAUCCUUGAGACAUACACUCCCCAACCGCGACUGAGUGGUAGCUCGGACAAGUUGGUCUUUGUCAACCCAGAUAAAAAUCAUGAGUACUUUGUAAUCUCAAUGCGCGUAGCCAAGGCUUGGGUCAAAGCAAUGCACUUGUCCCCGGAAACCGUGGACUUGUGGACCCCCCCCAAGACACCAAUGUUUGACUACAUCACUGGGCCUCUCAAGUCCGACCCGCCUCCUCCGGCAAAUACUCCCCAGCAGCCAGCCCCGCCCUACCCAUACCCCCCUUACCCUCACAGGUAUCCACUCCCAAUGGGCUAUAAUCUGCAGUACCCGUUUCCAGGGACUGCAACUGGCACCCAUGGGCUUCCUCCACCUGGGAGUCCCAGCCAAGACCAGAACCCAGGCCACGCCCCGGCUAAUCCUCAGCCAGACUCUUCCCCGGCGCCGUCAGACAUGGAAGGCAACGAUAACAUCGCCUCGUUUCUGACAUAUGCUUGGGUCAACCCCAAAAGCUCGGCCUUUCGCAACGGUUUGGAGCAAUUGGGCAUUACUCACUGGAGCAUGUUCAGACAUGUUGAAGCCCGUGAGAUCAUGGCAGCAGGGGUCCCACUGGGACCUGCAAGGACUAUUGUUGUGGCAGCUAAACGGUACUCUUAUUCCUUGAAGAGCCGAGGGUGUGCCAGGGAUCUCUGA
This is a messenger RNA of Puccinia graminis f. sp. tritici CRL 75-36-700-3, 888 nucleotides long. RefSeq lists its product as uncharacterized. The record is from RefSeq and is a predicted model, not a curated record. The coding region runs from base 1 to 888 and encodes 295 amino acids. The transcript has 4 exons. NCBI's taxonomy places the organism in Eukaryota, Fungi, Basidiomycota, Pucciniomycetes, Pucciniales, Pucciniaceae.